AUGUACUAUAUCAAUUUAUUAAUAAUAAUUGUUCCUAUUUUACUAGCGGUAGCAUUCUUAACUCUACUGGAACGAAAAGUGCUAGGCUAUAUACAACUUCGAAAAGGGCCUAACAUUGUAGGUCCCUAUGGCCUAUUACAACCAAUCGCCGAUGCAGUCAAACUAUUUACUAAAGAACCCAUACAACCACUGACAUCAUCUCUCAUUCUAUUUAUCAUUGCACCAACUCUAGCCCUAACCCUAGCCCUAAUAAUAUGAAUUCCACUACCUAUACCACACCCAUUAAUUAAUAUAAACCUAAGCAUUCUAUUUAUAUUAGCCCUAUCAAGUUUAGCUGUCUACGCCAUUUUAUGAUCAGGAUGAGCUUCAAAUUCAAAAUACGCACUAAUUGGGGCCCUACGAGCAGUAGCUCAAACAAUUUCUUAUGAAGUAACCCUAGCUAUCAUUGUCUUAUCUAUCCUACUUAUAAAUGGCUCCUUUACAUUAACAACAUUAAUCACAACACAAGAAUAUAUCUGAUUAAUUAUCCCCUCAUGGCCUCUAGCUAUAAUAUGAUUUAUCUCAACUCUAGCAGAAACUAAUCGAGCUCCCUUUGACUUAACGGAAGGUGAAUCAGAAUUAGUAUCUGGCUUUAAUGUAGAAUAUGCAGGAGGACCAUUCGCCCUUUUUUUCCUAGCAGAAUAUGCAAAUAUUAUUAUAAUAAACACCCUCACAAUUAUUCUAUUUUUAGGCGCAUAUAAUAAUCCAAUAUUUCCAGAACUAUACACCAUUAAUCUCACCACUAAAACCCUUUUAUUUACAACAAUUUUUUUAUGGGUCCGAGCAUCCUAUCCCCGAUUUCGAUAUGAUCAACUAAUACACUUACUAUGAAAAAACUUCCUACCCCUCACCCUAGUAAUAUGCAUGUGGCAUGUAACUCUGCCAAUUAUUCUGGCAAGCAUUCCACCUCUAACAUA
Messenger RNA from Myotis myotis, 956 nucleotides. The record is from the annotation of a RefSeq genome assembly. NCBI's taxonomy places the organism in Eukaryota, Metazoa, Chordata, Mammalia, Chiroptera, Vespertilionidae.